AUCACUCAUUUAUUUUUGUAAAUUAACUAUGUUUAGGAUGAACAUUUUAGUGAAACUGUUGAUAAGGAAAUGAGUCCGUCAGUAUCGAAAAUAAAACCAAAUUCAAAACGUAGCGCGACAAGUGGGAAAAAACAAUCCAGAAACAAAAAGCCAAUGAAGAUUCACAAAUCAUACCGUGAAAAUGUUGCUGAACUUUUACAGACCGAAGAAAUUGAUGUAGACAUUAAGAACUCUUUGACUUUUAGACAAGGAGAUGCCGUGGUUACAAUAAAAUGUCCUGUUAAUGACAAGCCGAGUUAUCUAUAUGUGAUCUCACAUUAUAAAAUGUCUAACAUAGAAAAUGAUGGAAAUUCAGUGAAGCUACCAUUAGAUUACAUACAAAUGACAACCAUCCGCUUAAUACCAGUCUUAAUCAAACAAUACAGUCAAUAUUCGAUACUAUGCUAA
This is a messenger RNA of Acyrthosiphon pisum (pea aphid), 447 nucleotides long. RefSeq lists its product as uncharacterized. The transcript is spliced from 3 exons. The record is from RefSeq and is a predicted model, not a curated record. Bases 70 to 447 code for a protein of 125 amino acids. NCBI's taxonomy places the organism in Eukaryota, Metazoa, Arthropoda, Insecta, Hemiptera, Aphididae.